AUGCUUGACUACCUGGCUUUGGCUUUUGUGGUCGCUGUAAAAGUUUUUAAGAAAACGACUCCUAAUGGUAAAGUUACGGUUUACCUUGGCAAGCGGGACUUCAUUGAUCACAUAGAUUAUUGCGAUCCUAUCGAUGGAGUUGUCGUGGUUGACACCGAGUACCUGAAAGGAAGGAAAGUUUAUAGCCAGCUGGUUACGACUUACCGGUUCGGUAGGGAGGAAGAUGAGGUCAUGGGAGUCAAAUUCUCUAAGGAAAUGGUCAUUGGCCAAGAGCAAGUUGUACCAAUGAAUAACGGGAAAAUGGAACUGACACCUGUCCAGGAAAAGCUGCUCAAGAAACUUGGACCUAAUGCUUUCCCAUUCACCUUCUCUUUCCCUGAUAUGUCACCCAGCUCGGUAACUCUUCAACCAUCCGACGAGGACCAGGGAAAGCCUAUGGGAGUAGAAUACUGUGUACGAACUUAUGUAGCCGACAAUGAAGAUGACAAGGGCCACAAGAGGAGCUCCGUUACUCUUGCCAUCAAGAAGUUACAACAUGCUCCAGCCUCCCGUGGACGACGCCUCCCUAGCUCCCUGGUCAGCAAGGGCUUCACUUUCAGCAACGGAAAGAUCAGCCUAGAGGUGACUCUGGACAAGGAGAUCUACUACCAUGGCGAGAAGGUCGCAGCUAACAUUAUCGUCUCGAACAACUCCAGGAAAUCUGUACGAAACAUUCGUUGCAUGGUCGUACAGCAUGUUGAAAUUACUAUGAUCAACUCGCAGUUCAGCCGCCACGUUGCAUCUCUGGAAAGCCGUGAGGGAUGCCCAGUUACACCUGGUGCAAGCCUUUCAAAGACCUUCUACCUGGUACCUUUGGCUCGUAGCAACAAGGACAUCCGCGGUGUUGCCUUGGAUGGCCACUUGAAGGAAGAUGAUGUUAACCUUGCCAGCUCCACCUUGGUAUCUGAGGGCAAGUGCCCUGCUGAGGCCAUUGGUAUUGUGGUAUCAUACUCGGUCCGUGUGAAACUGAACUGCGGAACUCUUGGAGGUGAACUCGUUACUGAUGUACCAUUCAAACUGCUGCACCCAGCUGAGGGCACCGCCGAACGCCAAAGAUUCAACGCCAUGAAGAAAAUGCAAUCCAUUGAAAGACACCGCUAUGAGAACUCGCUUUAUACCAACGAGGAGGAAGACAACAUUGUUUUCGAGGACUUCGCUCGUCUCAGGAUGAACGAACCCGAA
Molecule: messenger RNA, 1221 nt
Organism: Brenthis ino (lesser marbled fritillary)
Lineage: Eukaryota; Metazoa; Arthropoda; Insecta; Lepidoptera; Nymphalidae
Source: the annotation of a GenBank genome assembly